UGAAGCUAUGACGUGCGCCCCGGGUUCUUUGUUGACGCCUCUCUACGCUGUAGUGCCUAUCCAGAUGUUCCAUUGUGCCUUGGAAGUCCGGUCGAUCCGCUAGAGAGGUCCUUGGAUGCGAAUAAUCCCUCCCUUUUCCCUGUCGUUCGUUGGUCCCUGCGCCGAUCAUCAGUUUUACUCAAGUUCGACUCCCAAACAGCGGUUCAUGAUAGGAUCCACAGACAAUACACAUGACACAUAUCGUCAAUUCCUUCUUCCAUCAAGUUCCGAACUUUGACUAUAUAUAACACCCUUCAUAGCCGCUGUCGCGGUCGAUGUGAAACCAAUCGAUGUGAACUUCGUUGCUCUUCGCCCUCGUUGUCAGCAUGUCCACUGCCGUCUUACAGCGCAAUGGCAAUGGGUUGCCACGAGCGCGCGGUAUGAAAAAGGCCGAGGAUGGUGUUACGACACCCGCUUUAGAUAGAAUAACAUCUGUUGAUUCAAGUGGUCGCUCAACCCCCAUCGCCGAAGAUGCGCCCCCCUCAGUACAUUCGAUAUCCAGCGCCAGGAAGCAGGCGCGAGCUCGAACUCGCCUGUUCUACACCAUCAAUUAUACUCCUCGCGUGUCGCAUUUUGACCCCAGGAGCGACCAUCACAAUUUCCGCGGCUUCUUCACUCUGUUCUGGAUUGCGCUAUUCAUCAUGGUAGUCACGACUGUGCUGCGGAAUAUCAAGGAUACUGGUUACCCAUUGAGAGUGCGAGUAUGGGGCCUGCUGUCGGCGAAUGUGUGGGAAUUGGGUCUCAGUGACCUCGCGAUGGUUGUCAGCAGUGGGCUUGUCGUGCCGCUGCAUCAUCUCUUUAGGAGCAACGGUUUGCUGCGGUGGGGCCGAGCUGGUAUGAUUGUACAGAGUCUCUUCGAAGUAGUAUGGCUUGUGCUGUGGAUCAACUGGCCUUUCAUGAUGCGCUGGACCUGGACAGCCCAGGUUUUCCUGACUUUGCAUACGCUUGUUUUCCUGAUGAAGAUGCAUUCAUACGCAUUCUACAAUGGACAUCUGAGCGAAACGCAGCGUCGACUGGCUUCACUAGACAAACCUGGUUCGGUCUCACUCGAUGCAGCGGUCCGAUACCCAGACCCGGAACCUAGCGGACACCCGACACACCCGCACAGCAACCAUACACGAUCUAAAUCGGUCGAGGAAGUACGCGAGGAUCUGGCAUCUGAAUUGACUUCGCCCUUGGGACGUGUGACCUAUCCACAGAACCUCUCUCUCACCAACUACAUCGACUACAUCUUCUGCCCGACACUCUGCUAUGAGUUGGAGUAUCCUCGAAACAAGAACAGACAAUGGACCGAGUUGGCCGCCAAGGCUCUGGCCGUCUUUGGCUGCAUCUUCCUCCUAACGCUGACGAGCGAGGAGUUCAUUGUGCCUGUCCUCAGCGAGGCUAGUGCCCAACUACACCUGGUCCACGGCGCCUCCGAAAAGGCACUGAUCCUGGCGGAGACAAUCAGCAUGCUCCUGUUCCCAUUUAUGAUUACAUUCCUGCUAGUCUUCCUGGUCAUCUUCGAGUACGUACUCGGUGCAUUCGCAGAGAUCACCCGCUUCGCCGACCGCCAGUUCUAUUCGGACUGGUGGAACUCCUCUGACUGGCUCGAAUUCUCCCGCGAAUGGAACAUCCCUGUUCACCACUUCCUCCGCCGACACGUCUACUUCCCUUCCCUACCAUACUUCUCCCAGCCCGUAGCCAUGUUCAUCACGUUCCUCGUGAGCUCCGUCUUCCACGAGCUAGUCAUGAGCUGCAUCACCAAGAAGUUGCGCGGCUACGGCUUCCUAGCCAUGAUGCUCCAGAUGCCCAUCGUCGCCGUCCAACGGUCGCGAUUCUUCCGCGGGAAGAGGACCCUCAAUAACGUCUUCUUCUGGCUAUCGAUGAUAACGGGGCUGUCUAUGAUGUGUGCUCUGUAUGUCCUGGUUUGAACUGAACAAAUGUAUACUGGGUCGGUAGAAUAGCGUGUCUUGGUUAUACUUGUACUAUAGUGUAGUAGAUUUGGUUAUAUACCCUCGUUUUGAAAGUGCCA
Molecule: messenger RNA, 2053 nt
Organism: Aspergillus novofumigatus IBT 16806
Lineage: Eukaryota; Fungi; Ascomycota; Eurotiomycetes; Eurotiales; Aspergillaceae
Product: putative sterol o-acyltransferase (APE2)
Exons: 6
Coding region: 366-1952 (528 amino acids)
Biological process (GO): ergosterol metabolic process
Cellular component (GO): endoplasmic reticulum membrane
Molecular function (GO): ergosterol O-acyltransferase activity
Source: RefSeq, a predicted model, not a curated record